GUUGCACACAAAUCCAGAUGAUGCUGCGUACCAUUUUGCGCAAAUUGUACUGUCGGUGUGAUCAAGGCCUAAAGCAUGGUAGUUCGUGGAGUGUAUGGAGGGUGGCGCUACUUCUCAAAUCCACCACCCGUUUGCACGGAAAUCUGCGCUUGAAACUCUACUCUGUGGCGCAUUGCUGGAUGUCUUUCAGCAUCUUCAGAACACAGUAGCUAGCCUGUUAGCUAGAGCUUCCAAAGAUAUGAGCCGCAAAAGAAACCACCGUUUUACCGAAACAAGCCUUUCUCCCGACCCUCAAAACGCAUUCAUGGACACGCCGGUGUCUGCAGCGCGACCCGAUGAAGAUGUAUUGGAAUUCGAGCCCGACGAGGAGCUACUCUGCUCGGUGAGCGACAUCACCGAACACCUUGGGAGAAACAUAACAGUGGUGCUCGAGACGGCGUUGUCCGAAAUCAGGAAAAUGGUCAGCGUCAGGAUACGGGUUCUGAAAAUGGAGCUUCGGGAGAAAACGGACGAAAUCGAAGUCUUAAAAACGAGACUAGAGGUGCAAAUAGACGGUAGGGACCCGUAUCCUGGAGGAAUGACCACCGAGGUUUCAUCUGUAUUCAGGAAAGCAGACUUCCAUUCAGGCAGCAAACACAACAACAACGACCACAAGAAAGCCAAACCAGCCAUACCUGGCGUGAAGAAAGAAAACAUCAAUGCCAUUUGCGACUAUCUGAUGAAAGAUAAGAAUUCACGGGGUGCUGAAACGGACAGUGACCCGAGCAAUCCUUCGUCUGGUAGCGACAGGGACAGCCGCCACGACCCCCAGCCGCACUCCCUCAACCACCUGUGGUCGGACAGUGUCAUCCCUGACGCGGGGCAUGGGGACGGGGAAUCGGACUCGGCCACGGAUGACAUAUUUGACAUGUCGCUACCGUCAGGAAGCAAGCGGAUCCAUGACUAUGAGUGGAUGACUGGGGUGGAGUACACGUCGGAUUUGAAAGGUAUGAGGGAGCCUAAAUCGGAGAGUGCCAAAACACCAGAUGAGGAAGAUGAUGAAGAGGGUGACGAGUCAAAAGAAGAAAGGAAUGAUGGAUUGGAGCAUCCCCCAGCCCCACUCUCCCAUGACACAAACAGCCCCAACUUUCCCCUGCACCCCCAGGGCUCUCCAGGAGGGGAGGGGGACAGUUCUUUGGAGGCCCAUGUGGAUCGACUAGAACCGGGUCAGCAGUUUACCUCCCACACAUACCUCUGCCCACUGUGUGGAACYUUCUGCCCCGACUCCUUGUUCCUAGAGGAGCACCUCAAACUGAUACACGGCGACACCACCGGCACCCACAGCGCCCUGCAGUCCACCUYCGUUGCUCCUCUCACUCUGGGAGAGGGUAGCAGUGACUCCAAGCGGGGGUUGGCGGGGCUUGAAGGAGGGAGCAUUCCGGCUGGAGCUAGGGGGAUGGGCCUAGCAAGAGGAGGAGGAGGAGGCGGGGGAGGAGUAGGGACGAGGGAGAAGAAAGUGGAAGGGGGUUACGAGUGUGGAGAUUGCGGCCGCCAUUUCAACUACCUGGGCAACCUGCGGCAGCACCAGCGCAUUCACACGGGGGAGAAGCCCUUCAUAUGCCCAGAGUGUGGGGAGAAGUUCCGGCACGCUGCCCGAUUGAAGAGUCACCGGCUGGGGCACAACGGAGGCCAGAGCCCCUUCCCCUGCCCCCAGUGUGGGAAGGGCUUCCCGGUGCUCUCCGGCUUAAAGAGRCACCAGCGGGUGCAUACRGGGGAGAGUCCCUACGCGUGCCAGCAGUGUGGGCGCCGCUUCAAGGAGCUGGGUAACCUGUACACCCACCAGAGGAUUCACAGUGGUGCCACGCCCUACUGCUGCCAGCAGUGUGGGAGGAGCUUCCGCCACCUGGGCACCUACAAGAGCCACCGCUGCACCCCCACACAGUGACAAUCUACGCCUUUACCUUGAAGCUAGACUGGCUAACUGCUAAGUCUAGCCUAGCCAUCACAGGAGCCUAUUGAUAUGCUGUUAACUGAGGCAGGAACAUUGUCUGAGCCUAAAGACAAGCCUCAUAUGGACUUAAAAGGGAGGGAGACUGUGCCAUGAUGAAGAAGAGGUCAAAGGGCAUACUGAUGAAAGCCAUGGCCUCGUUCAAAUAGUACAAAACACAUAAUUCCCUCUUCGGCUCCCUUCCUUGAAGUAAUCACUCAUCUAAUAAUAAUARUACUUUUAAUUUAUAUAGCGCUUUUCAUUACAAACAAGAAUCUUCAAGUUGCUUUGAAAACAAAAACAAAUGUAGUGAUCUGGCAGUUCCUGUUUGAUCUUCCACAGCUUCAGUUGUCUAGGCAGUUCAGAAAGGCAACCGGUAGCAGUAGUGUCGAUGAUACAGACAGGCAGAGAGAAACGUCAGUCCGAUACCGGUAGACAGGCCUGGAGCACUUCAUCAGAGAGUCAGGGAGAAUCAUCAGUCAGAUACUGGUAGACAGGCCUGGAGCACUUCAUCAGAGAGUCAGGGAGAAUCAUCAGUCAGAUACUGGUAGACAGGCCCAGAGCUCUUCAUCAGAGAGGGCGAAACAUCAGUCAGAUACUGGUAGACAGGCCUGGAGCACUUCAUCAGAGAGUCAGGGAGAAUCAUCAGUCAGAUACUGGUAGACAGGCCCAGAGCUCUUCAUCAGAGAGGGAGAAACGUCAGUCAGAUACU
Messenger RNA from Salvelinus sp. IW2-2015, 2678 nucleotides. Its product is annotated as zinc finger protein 16-like. Lineage: Eukaryota; Metazoa; Chordata; Actinopteri; Salmoniformes; Salmonidae. Gene Ontology annotation, cellular component: nucleus. The record is from RefSeq and is a predicted model, not a curated record. Gene Ontology annotation, biological process: regulation of gene expression.